This is a messenger RNA of Fonsecaea nubica, 3588 nucleotides long. RefSeq lists its product as hypothetical. The record is from RefSeq and is a predicted model, not a curated record. Lineage: Eukaryota; Fungi; Ascomycota; Eurotiomycetes; Chaetothyriales; Herpotrichiellaceae. Bases 1 to 3588 code for a protein of 1195 amino acids. Gene Ontology annotation, molecular function: ATP hydrolysis activity; ATP binding. Gene Ontology annotation, biological process: double-strand break repair via homologous recombination. The transcript has 2 exons. Gene Ontology annotation, cellular component: Smc5-Smc6 complex.
AUGGCUCCUCGAUCUACCCGGCGGUCAAGACCUCCCGACUCUGACGACGAUGAGUCGAGACCGGGUACCCCUUCGUCCACCGCCCCUAAUGACAGCAAACGUAGACGACGACAUGCCACCUCUGUCGACGAUGACGAGGACGGCUCACCCAUACGGCAACUGACCACCCCCUCGGCCAUACGCAAACCACAUCUUGAGGGCAAUGGUGGUAGCAAUGACACUGCCAGCCGUGCGAAAGGUCACCAGCCUGGCGCCAUUGUCCGGGUCAAACUUACGAAUUUUGUCACCUAUACCUCCGCUGAAUUCUUUCCUGGGCCGAAUUUGAACAUGGUUAUUGGGCCGAACGGAACCGGGAAAAGCACACUUGUUUGCGCAAUUUGUCUAGGCCUUGGGUGGCCGCCUCAUUAUCUCGGACGCGCGAAAGAACCUGCAGAAUUCGUCAAGCACGGCUCCCGCGAGGCCGUCAUCGAGAUUGAACUGCAGCGGACGACCAAGCUGCGCAAGAAUCCGGUGAUCAAAAGGGUGAUACAAAGAGAAGGCAACAAGUCCAAAUUUUUUGUGAAUGGAAAUGCAUCUUCAGGUGCUGCUGUCAAACAGUUGGCGAACUCGUUCAACAUCCAGAUCGACAAUCUCUGCCAAUUUCUCCCCCAGGACAAGGUCGUCGAGUUUGCUCAAAUGAGUCCUAUUGAGUUGCUCACCAGCACGCAGCGAGCCGUGGCCGGUCCAGAAAUGAUCAAAUGGCACGAGGACUUGAAGAAGCUUCGCAGCUCUCAGAGCGAUGGCAUGACGGAUGACAGAGAUGCCCGAGAGCAACUGGAAAACCUGGAGAACAGACAAGCAAUGCAACAGGCAGAAGUGGAACGCAUGAGAGAAAGAGCUGUCGUCAAAAAGAGACUUGCGGGCUUGGAGAAAUUCCGACCGUUGGUCCACUACCACAAAGCCAAGGCAAACUUCCUGGCCGCGAAACAUAGGAUGGGGGACCUAGCGGAAGAGCUCAAACGCCUCAGAAAGGCGGCGGCACCUGUCCUCCGAAGCCUUGACGCCAAGAAAGACUACGAAGUCAAGGCACGAGCAUUCAACGCUGCAUGUGAGAAGGAGUUAAGUGCAAGUAUCAAAGAUUGCGAGCGCAAAGCAAGGGUCGUCGAGGAGAAACAAGGUGUCAUCAACGACUUGAACAACGAAAUCCAGGCAGAGAAGAAGAGCAUUCCCGAAAAUAGGGCAAAGUUACAACGAGAACAGAUGAAGCUACAGGAUCUGAGGCGAAAGAAAGCGGAGGCUCCAGAAGCAUUCGACUCUCGAGCCAUGAAUAGCGAGAUCCAGGAGCUGAGGACGCGUCUGCGAGCAUUGGAUGAUCGGAAAAGUGACCUCGAGUCACGGAGGACAGAAUUGGGAGAUCGAGCUGACAGAUCGGUCAAACAAUUCAAAGUCCUGAAGGGUCAGCUCGCAGGACUUGAGACGCAAGUUGGCCAACAAGAAGGUAAACUGGAGAACUUGUCACGGGACACCUUGAAAGCUUGGAGGUGGAUUCAGGACCACCGCGAUGAGUUCACUGCUCAUGUGUACGGACCUCCAAUCGUGGAAUGCUCGCUUAAAGAUCCACGCAUGGCCGAUGUGGUCGAGUCUUUCCUGCAAAUCAGCGACUUCAAGUUCAUCACAGUUCAGAACAAAGCCGAUUUCACUCUUCUUCAACGUCAGUUGUUUCAAGGUCUCAAGCUCCACGACGUGAGCCUGCGUGAGUGCGCCACUGACAGCCUGGAGCAAUUCCGUCCACCCUUGACCGGGCAGGAAAUGGAGCGGUUCGGGUUGAGCAGCUGGGCUUUGGAUCAUUUGCAGGGUCCGCCGACCGUGUUGGCCCAACUCUGCUUUGAAAGAUCCCUCCACAGGUGUGGAAUCAGUUCUAGGGAGCUUACUCAACAGCAGCAUGAUGAUGUGGCAAAGACACCUAUACAAAGCUAUUCUGCUGGGAGAAAGACGUAUCAUUUCAUUCGACGCGCGGAGUAUGGUGCAGCAGGCACAUCGGCCAGAGUGCACGACAUACGUCAAGCCAGAAUGUGGACCGAACAGCCGGUGGACAUGGGAAGAAAAGCCGCUUUGCAACGACAGAUGAAUGAAGUGAAAGGCGAGCAUGGAAUGUUGAAGUCGGAAUCAGAAGGCAUCGACAAAGAAAUCGCGCAACUCGAGGAGAAUCAAAGACUCGUUCACGAAGAGAUUGACGCCAAGCAGCGAGAAAAGGGCGCCAAACAACAGGCCCUCGCAGAAUGGAAUGCCUUGGAUCCCAAGAUCCAAAGCUACGAAGACAAGAUACGCAAUCUCAGCGAAGCGCUGAGUGGGGUCAGGGCUCGGUUGAAUGAGCUCAGCGACCGCCAUGAUGCCGCUCUCCUGGACAAAACGGAAGCCGUCCUCGACUUUGUCGAUGCCUCGAGAGACAUCAAGUCGAAGACGGCGCGCUUGCUUGAAGCAGAGAUCUUCCACCUGGAGGCAAAGUCGGAUUUUGAGGUGUUGAAAACACACAACGAUCACAUCCUCCGUAGCAUAGAAGAGAAGGAGGCCGAGCGAAAUACUGCAAACGAAUUCUUCACUGAGGAGCGCAAGCGAGCCAACGCCAUUCGCGAUGUCGCCUACGAACUGAGGGCAGAAAGCGAAAAGGCUUCAGAGGAAGGCGACAGCAGCCUGAUUGAGCUUAUGGAUUAUAUAGUCCAAACGGUCAAAACCGAAGAGAACCUGGACGCUGAGAUCGACGCCGAGAAGGCUAAGUUGGAGCUGACCGAGGGUGGUAAUGCUGGUAUCAUCGCUGAAUUUGAGGAACGAGCCAAAACAAUUGAGAGGUUACAGAGCAAAGUUCACGAGGGCGAUCGACGCCGGGAGGAGUUUAGACACGCCAUUGGCACCAUCCGGGCCAAAUGGGAACCUCGACUGGAGGAAGUGGUGUCUAAGAUCAACGACGCCUUCUCCGAUUCUUUUGCACGCAUCGGAUGUGCUGGCCAGGUUGCGGUGCACAAGGCAUCCUCUGAAAAUCCCGCUGAUUGCACCGAGGAGAACGGCGGAAUAGAGAACGGGCUGGACUUUGCUAACUGGGCCAUCCACAUCAGCGUCAAGUUCCGGGAGCAAGAGCCACUGAGUCUCCUAGACAGUCACCGGCAGUCGGGUGGUGAAAGAGCAGUCAGUACCAUCUUCUACCUCAUGGCUCUGCAGAGUCUAAGUCGAGCUCCCUUCCGAGUGGUCGACGAGAUCAACCAGGGCAUGGACCCCCGAAACGAACGCAUGGUGCAUGGCCGAAUGGUCGAUAUCGCGGCGGACGACGGCGGCAGUCAAUACUUCCUCAUCACACCCAAGUUACUGAGUGGGUUGAAGUACAGACGGGGUAUGACAGUGUUGUGCAUUGUCAGUGGCGAGAACAUGCCCGCGGCCAGAGAACGUGACGAUGCAGGCAAUUGGCACGAUGGACCCAAGGUUGAUUUCCGCUUGUUUGUGAGACAGGCGAAGGAGCAGGAAAUAGAUGUCUCGACUGACAGGAGGAGGAUUGACUCGGGUGUCGCUACGACGGGAGGUUUUGAAAGUGCGAGUCAGUCUACCGCUGUCGGCGCCUAA